CAGGAUGUUGGCCUCCAGAGUGUUCAGCCUGGUUGGGAGGAGAUCCAUCUGCACCUCCCUCUGCCUCAGGGCACAUGGACACGCUGGCGUUGUUAAGGCAGAGGAUUACACCCUCCCAGUCUAUGUGGACCGUCGGGACAUGCCCCUGCCCGAGGUGGCCUUCGUCAGGGAUCUCUCUGCACAGCAGAAGGCACUGAAAGAGAAGGAAAAGGCCUCCUGGACUGCUCUGUCCGUGGAUGAGAAAGUUGAACUGUAUCGAAUUAAAUUCAACGAGACCUACGCAGAGAUGAACAAAGGCACCAACGAGUGGAAGACUGUCCUCGGGGGAGUCUUGUUCUUCCUUGGGCUCAGUGGUGUCAUCCUCAUCUGGCAGAAGCACUUCAUGUAUGGCCCCAUCCCGCACACCUUCAGCGAGGAGUGGGUGUCAGCGCAGACCAAGAGGAUGUUGGACAUGAGGGUUAACCCUGUGGAAGGCAUUUCAGCCCAGUGGGAUUAUGAGAAGAAUGAAUGGAAGAAAUGAAGCAACUCAGUGGCUCCUACUCUGCUUUGAAGCCCAAAUGAUUCCAUCACCCAUGUGUGACCUCGUUGCUUGUGUACUGGAACUCCCUCUCCACCUCCAGAAAUGCUAAUAAACCUCUGGUUAACUUGAGA
Messenger RNA from Acanthisitta chloris (rifleman), 651 nucleotides. Its product is annotated as cytochrome c oxidase subunit 4 isoform 1, mitochondrial. The record is from RefSeq and is a predicted model, not a curated record. Lineage: Eukaryota; Metazoa; Chordata; Aves; Passeriformes; Acanthisittidae. Bases 5 to 520 code for a protein of 171 amino acids. The transcript has 4 exons. Gene Ontology annotation, biological process: mitochondrial electron transport, cytochrome c to oxygen.